This is a messenger RNA of Pseudomassariella vexata, 1305 nucleotides long. RefSeq lists its product as uncharacterized. The transcript has 2 exons. Bases 1 to 1305 code for a protein of 434 amino acids. The record is from RefSeq and is a predicted model, not a curated record. NCBI's taxonomy places the organism in Eukaryota, Fungi, Ascomycota, Sordariomycetes, Amphisphaeriales, Pseudomassariaceae. Gene Ontology annotation, molecular function: monooxygenase activity; FAD binding.
AUGACAAGCAGCUCCAACCUCGAGAUUGCCAUCGUUGGCGCUGGCAUUGCGGGUCUCACAGCAGCCAUUGCUUUACAACAUCACUCGAAUAUCGAUGUUCAGAUCUACGAGAGAGCAGAGAAACUACAAGAAAUCGGGGCUUCCAUUGCUCUCGGCCCUAACGGAAUGAGAACAUUGGACAAGCUGGGAGUCCACAAUGCUCUGGAUGACUCGAUUGCUUUUCGGAACAAAUCACGUUCGCCCAUGAUAUACCGCCACUACAAGACGAAUGAGGUAGUUUCUGUUGAUGAACAUCAAGGCCUCGUAGAAGACUGUCACCUCACCUCGCGCUUCUAUCGACCACAUCUCCAACAAGCACUGGCUGUGCAUGUCAACCCUAGUCGAAUCCAUCUCAAAAAGUCAUUCGGAUCGGCCAACUUCGAUCAUUCACUAAAUAAGCUGGUUAUUGCAUUUGAAGACGGCACCACGGCCACAGCCGACAUCCUGCUCGGCACAGACGGGAUUCAUUCCCCCGUCCGCCGCUUCUUCGUCCCGACUUCAAUCCCCAAUUGGACGGGCUGGGUUACCUUCCGCUCCGUAUUCCCCAUAUCCCACGUAUCACGCAUCCCCGACCUUCCGGACGAAGCAUGUCACUUCUGGGGACCCAAUCGGACACUGUUCGUAUCAAAGCUCGGCAAAGACUUAUUCACAAUCGUCGGUUCAUACCAAGCAGAUCCAGACGCGCCCGAUGCGCCUUGGAAAGACUCAGUAUGGAAUGAACAAGGCGAUGUUGAGGUCCUGCGGGAGUACUACCAAGAUUGGAGUCCCCUGGCCCGCGCCUUGAUCGACGCAACGCCGUAUACGCGGAUUUAUCCCAACGCAGCAGCACCAGGUCUCGACUCGUGGGUUUUCGAAAACGGCAGGGUGACACUCGCAGGUGAUGCGGCACACGCGCACGGUGGUGCAUUUGCCGCAGGUGGGAGUUUGGCUAUUGACGAUGCUUGGGCCUUUGCCGCGUCGAUUUUACAUGUUUUUCCUGAGGGUGCCGUGGGGCUGCCCUCAGACGAGGAUAUUGCAUUAGCCCUGAGGUCGUAUGAAAACACAAGAAAGGGCCAUACUGACCGCGUGCUGAAAACUGUACUUGAGGGGAAUAAGAAGAAGAAGGCAAUGGUUGGGAAGCCGGAAACGGAUGAGGAGUUAAGGGUCAGGAUGAAGAAUCGUCCAGAUACGGCCUGGAUCCAUGAGUGUGACGUGGAAGCAGCAUUUAAAAAAGUGUUAUCCCAAGAACUGCAGAAUGGGAAUGCGGAAGAACAGGCCAGGCUGUGA